AUGUUGGAUAACUGGAAACAAGGGGACAGUCCUGUUGAAAAGCACAGACAGUUCUAUCCCAGCUGCAGCUUUGUACAGACCCUGCUUUCAGCCAGUCUGCACUCUCCGUCUAUGUCUCCUGUGAAAAGUCGAUUUGCACAUUCGUCACCUCUGGAACAAGGUGGCAUUCACUCCAACCUGUGCUCUAACCCUCUUAAUUCUAGAGCAGUGGAAGACUUCUCAUCGAGGAUGAAUCCCUGCAGCUAUGCCAUGAGUACAGAGGAGGCCAGAUUUCAUACUUACAGUAUGUGGCCUUUAAGUUUCCUGUCACCAGCAGAGCUGGCCAGAGCUGGCUUCUAUUACAUAGGGCCUGGAGACAGGGUGGCCUGUUUUGCCUGUGGUGGAAAACUGAGCAACUGGGAACCGAAGGAUGAUGCUAUGUCAGAGCAUCGCAGACAUUUUCCCCACUGUCCAUUUCUGGAAAAUACUUCAGAAACACAGAGGUUUAGUAUAUCAAAUCUAAGUAUGCAGACACACUCUGCUCGAAUGAGGACAUUUCUAUACUGGCCACUUAGGGUUCCUGUUCAGCCCGAGCAGCUUGCAAGUGCUGGAUUCUAUUAUGUGGAUCGCAAUGAUGAUGUCAAAUGCUUUUGUUGUGAUGGUGGCUUGAGAUGUUGGGAACCCGGAGAUGACCCCUGGAUAGAACACGCCAAAUGGUUUCCAAGGUGUGAGUUCUUGAUACGGAUGAAGGGUCAGGAGUUUGUUGAUGAGAUUCAAGCUAGGUAUCCUCAUCUUCUUGAGCAGCUGUUGUCCACUUCAGACACCCCAGAAGAAGAAAAUGCUGACCCUACAGAAACAGUCAUGCAUUUUGGCCCUGGAGAAAAUUCGGAAGAUGCCGUCAUGAUGGGUACGCCUGUGGUUAAAGCGGCCUUGGAAAUGGGCUUCAGUAGGAGCCUGGUGAGACAGACGGUUCAGCGUCAGAUCCUGGCGACUGGCGAGAACUACAGGACUGUCAGUGAUAUUGUCUCAGCACUUCUGAAUGCUGAAGAUGAGAGAAGAGAAGAGGAGAAGGAAAGACAGACUGAAGAGAUGGCAUCAGAUGACUUGUCACUGAUUCGGAAGAAUAGAAUGGCCCUCUUUCAACAGUUGACACAUGUCCUUCCUAUCCUGGAUAAUCUUCUUGAGGCCAGUGUAAUUACAAAACAGGAACGUGAUAUUAUUAGACAGAAAACACAGAUACCCUUACAAGCAAGAGAGCUUAUUGACACCGUCUUAGUCAAGGGAAAUGCUGCAGCCAACAUCUUCAAAAACUCUCUGAAGGAAAUUGACUCCACAUUAUAUGAAAACUUAUUUGUGGAAAAGAAUAUGAAGUAUAUUCCAACAGAAGACGUUUCAGGCUUGUCAUUGGAAGAACAGUUGCGGAGAUUACAAGAAGAACGAACUUGUAAAGUGUGUAUGGACAGAGAGGUUUCUAUUGUGUUCAUUCCUUGUGGUCAUCUAGUAGUCUGCCAGGCGUGUGCCCCUUCUCUAAGGAAGUGCCCCAUCUGCAGGGGGACAAUCAAGGGGACUGUGCGCACAUUUCUCUCAUGAGUGAAGAAUGAUCUGAAAGUAUUGUUGGACAUCAGAAGCUGUCUGAACAAUGAAUGAGCAAAGAUUGAGCUCUUNAGCAGGACAUUCUACUCUCUUUCACGAUUAGUAAUCUUGCUUUAUGAAGGGUAGUAUUGUAUAUUUAAUCUUAGUCUGUUGCAAAGGAAGGUCUAUGCUGUUGAGCUACAGGGGUGUGUCUGUUCCAGAGCAGGAGUCAGGAUGCUUGCUGUGUGUCCUUCAGGACUUGUUGGAUUUGGAGUUUGUGAAAGCUUUGGAUUCAGGUGAUGUGGAGCUCAGAAAUCCUGAAACCAGUGGCUCUGGCACUCAGCAGUUAGGGUGCCCUGUGCUUCUUGGUGCUUUUCCUUUCUGGAAAAUAAGGAUUUUUUUCUGUUACUGGUAAAUAUUUUCUGUUUGUGAGAAACAUAUUAAAGAGUUUUUUUUAAAGGCUUGCAUCAUUGUAGUGUGUGCAGGGAUGUAUACAGGCAGAA
Messenger RNA from Mus pahari (shrew mouse), 2054 nucleotides. Its product is annotated as baculoviral IAP repeat-containing protein 2. Gene Ontology annotation, biological process: regulation of cell cycle; negative regulation of necroptotic process; negative regulation of apoptotic process. The transcript has a single exon. The coding region runs from base 1 to 1569 and encodes 522 amino acids. The record is from RefSeq and is a predicted model, not a curated record. Gene Ontology annotation, cellular component: cytoplasm; nucleus. NCBI's taxonomy places the organism in Eukaryota, Metazoa, Chordata, Mammalia, Rodentia, Muridae. Gene Ontology annotation, molecular function: cysteine-type endopeptidase inhibitor activity involved in apoptotic process; ubiquitin protein ligase activity.